AUGCCCAACCUGCUCAACCACCACACGCAGGAGGAGGCGGGCAUGGAGGUGCACCAGUUCUUCCCGCUGGUCAAGGUGCAGUGCUCGCCGGACCUUCACUUUUUCCUGUGCAGUGUGUACGUGCCCGCCUGUACCAUCCUAGAGCGGCCGGUUCCGCCUUGCCGCCACCUCUGCCUCUCCGCCAGGGACGGCUGCGAGGACCUCAUGAACAAGUUCGGGUUCCAGUGGCCGGAGUCUCUGGACUGCAACAAGUUCCCUGCAGGUCCUGAGGCGCUGUGCGUGGAUAACACGUCCACCUGA
Messenger RNA from Portunus trituberculatus (swimming crab), 300 nucleotides. RefSeq names its product frizzled-1-like. The transcript has a single exon. Gene Ontology annotation, cellular component: plasma membrane. NCBI's taxonomy places the organism in Eukaryota, Metazoa, Arthropoda, Malacostraca, Decapoda, Portunidae. Gene Ontology annotation, molecular function: Wnt receptor activity; Wnt-protein binding. The record is from RefSeq and is a predicted model, not a curated record. Gene Ontology annotation, biological process: non-canonical Wnt signaling pathway; canonical Wnt signaling pathway. Bases 1 to 300 code for a protein of 99 amino acids.